Molecule: messenger RNA, 3770 nt
Organism: Siniperca chuatsi (mandarin fish)
Lineage: Eukaryota; Metazoa; Chordata; Actinopteri; Centrarchiformes; Sinipercidae
Product: androgen receptor-like
Exons: 9
Coding region: 632-2584 (650 amino acids)
Biological process (GO): male gonad development; regulation of DNA-templated transcription
Molecular function (GO): sequence-specific DNA binding; DNA-binding transcription factor activity; zinc ion binding
Source: RefSeq, a predicted model, not a curated record
UUGUGUUGUUUUUCAAAUGUCAGUGAUUGUGCAGGACGAGUUGUAUUUCAUCUGACAACGUUUUCCAUAUGGCAGCAGCCCGACAUACACUGUUAAAGGCGAUGUUCGGUGAAUUUAGGAUACUAAACACCUGGCUAUUCUCGCGAGACCUGGGAUUAGUAUAUACUUUUUGCAGCCAAAUAACCGGACACACGGCGUCCAAUUGAGAUAAUAAGUUACAUUUAGGGUUGUUGUUCAGAGUGUAAACCGGUCAACAUGCCAGAGUUCAGAGUCCUCUUAAUCGAUUUCUAACCGUUACUUAUUAAGUGAGUUUUAGUCUGCGCUUCAGGGAAAUAACUCGAGGCUUCGGUGUAGACAAACGUUACUUUGUAAAAAGUUCGCCAGCCCUUCGUCACCGGAACAGAUCGACGGGACGUCCCUUCCCUGUUGCAACCAACGUCGGCGACUGCUCUGGAUUUCCUCUCCGCUGAGACAUAGCACCGGAGUGAGUCUCAUCGGGUAGGCGUUCUCUCGCCUGGAGCGUGUUGUUAUAUUUACAACCAGCGCACUGCUUAAACUAUAACGACGCGAGCUGAAGACGGCCCUUCACUCAAGCUUGUCUGGAUUAGUAGUAACGUCAAACUCUUUAAUAAUGGAUGAUCGGUUGGAUACUGCGGAUACAUGUGCGUGCGCGACUACUGCUGAGCUCAGUAAGGCAGUGUCAGUGUCCUUGGGUUUGGAUACAGUGUCUUCUCCGCUCAGCAGCAUGAACUUCGACUCCACUGUGGAGAGUAGUUCCCGUGGAGUGCCGGAGUUAGGAGCGGCUCGAAAUAUUCUGCUGGAUGACACUAACCUUAGAGAGGACGACUUUGGAGAGGUGUGCCAUGGCGCACAGCAGGUGAGCUGCAUGGAUCUGCUCAGAAGGGGCGAAAUGGACAGGGAGCAAACCGUGAUGCGCGGCCCGGUGAUAUCCAGAUAUGUCUGCAAGGAAUCAAACUUGUUUAUGAACCCGGUGGCAGAGCUGCCCGCGCCCUCUCAGGUGGACGAGCUCUUACCUUUCAAACCAUACUCUGCGUACUCUGCCAAUCCAAACCUAUACAGAGAUAAUAUGUGGUGCGCAUACAGUGGCCGAUCCGAGCCAGAGAGAGGUGGAUCCGGCGCACAUAAUUUAUUGUGUAAAUAUUGUAAUUGCGGACAAACCUCUCUUGGAUCCAGGCAGGAAUGCCAUUGCGUCUGGUACAGCAAGCGUGAGCAAGGUGGAAAAGAUGGCACGCAAUCAGCGAUGUCACAAGGGUAUGGCCAAGUGCAAAGUUACCAAAGUGCAAUUCCUCAAGGGCACGCCACUUUUUCCACAAUCAAGACCGAACCUUCAGUUUGGGUGGACUGCACAGAUCGCAGUUUCAGGCAUGAGGAUUUGUUUCCAGGUGUGUACCUGUCAGACAGGAGAGUGUGUCAGGUGUGCGGUGAUGAUGCCUCAGGUUGUCACUAUGGAGCGGUCACCUGUGGCAGCUGCAAAGUAUUCUUCAAGAGGGCUGCUGCAGGUAAGCAGAAUCACCUGUGUGCCAGCCGGAACGACUGCACCAUCGACAAACUGAGGCGGAAAAACUGUGCCUCGUGUCGUUUGAAGAGAUGCUUCAUGUCGGGAAUGAGCCUUAAAGGUCGUAGGCUAAAGGGAGCCAGACAGACAAGGAAUGGAGAGGAGGAGCAACCUUUGGCUCCCUGGGGGCCUGGAGAAAGAGGAGAAAGGGCCGGGAAGAAAGAUGUCAACUUGGAGCCUGGAAGUGCAGCUGCCAGGGCUCAAACAGAAUCCCAAGCCCUGGCUCCAGGCAUCCCUCCGACCCUGCGCUCCUGCCUCACCCUGCUCAGUGUCUUGCAGGCUAUUGAGCCAGCUGUGGUCAAUGCCGGACAUGACCCUGCCCAGCCAGACAGCCCUGCGUCCUUGCUCACCAGUCUCAAUGAGCUGGGGGAAAGACAGCUGGUAACCGUGGUGCGCUGGGCCAAGGCAAUACCAGGCUUCCGUGACCUGCAUGUGGAUGAUCAGAUGUCAGUGAUUCAGUUGUCAUGGAUGGGAGUGAUGGUUUUCGGCCUGGGCUGGAGGUCCUACACCCUUACUAACAGCUCCAUGCUCUACUUUGCUCCAGACCUGGUCUUCAAUGACCAGCGGAUGCAAGUCUCCAGUAUGUAUGAAGACUGUGUGCGGAUGAAGCUGCUCUCCCAAAGGUUCUGCAUGCUGAAGGUCACCCAGGAGGAGUUCCUCUGCAUGAAGGCCCUGGUCCUCUUCAGCAUCAUGCCAGUGGAGGGCCUGAAGAGCCAGCAUUGUUUUGAUGAACUGCGGACCUCCUACAUCAAGGAGCUGGACCGCUUGGCCAGCCACCGAGGAGAGACCACCCGUACACAGAGACUGUUUCAGCUCACGCAGCUGCUGGACUACCUCCAAUCGGUUGUGAGGAAGUUACACCAGUUCACCUAUGAUCUGUUCAUCCAAGCCCAGUCCCUGCAGACGCGUGUCAACUUCCCGGAGAUGAUCUCGGAGAUUGUGAGCGUUCAUGUGCCCAAGAUCCUCUCAGGCAUGGUCAAGCCCAUCCUUUUCCACAACACAGCCUAGCGAGAAGUCUCGGUGAUAGUUCUAUAUGUCACUUGAGCUCUGGCACCCAGUCCUUCGAUCAUUUCUGGUAACACUGAGGGUUUAUGAUUUUAUGAGGUGAAAGAAGUAUAAGCCCCGUUUCACCUACAGGGUGAGAUAGGGGCACAGCGAGGCUAUGAGCGGACAUUAUCAGAAGGGCAUACAGCACAUUCUUCCAGUCUAUUGUAAUCUAAUUGUAUCUGCUCUGUUCUUCUCACCGCCUGUUAUCUGUAUACAUCAAAUGUUUCUGGAACUGAUUAAAACACUUUUUCGCAUGCAUUCCUCCACACGAGCCCAUGAAUGGCCAACCACCUGCCAUGUAGACUUCUUAAUAUUGAUAACUGACAACAUUUAAUUUUGAGAGGUAAAAAAAAAAAACAUGUUUGCAGAGUUCACAUCACCAUAGCUUGUCGAUGUGCAGUAGUAUGACAUUUGGACUAGCUUUUUCCACAAUGAAUGUUAUUGUGUGCACCUGAGAUGAACAAAGUUGUUGAGUGACAGUUAAUAAACGGUUAUGGCAUGCAUGCUAAGAAGCAAAGCUGUCUCGCCUGAAGGCAUAUAAAAAAACAUUUUUGAAAGCUGUUCUCAUACAUAGAAAUAAUAGUCGACAUAGUCGUUUUAGGUGUCGACAAAAGAAAUACACUUAAAAUAAACUGCAAGUGACUGCAUUAAUGCAAAUGUAUAUUUAUGAAUAUUGUGAUGUCAAAAGGUCACACCAAAAACAAUGAAGAAAAUAACACACAAAGUACUCGAAUGACUCAUUAGUUGACUAACACUGGGUGACUUUUUUUUUUUUUUUUAAGUUUGCUUGUUUUUGAGUGUGAAACAUUAUUAUAAGUACAAUUUUUCCAGAGUGGACAUUUCAUACUGUUGUAACUUUUCUACUGUUUCCUAAAGUGUUCUUUGUAAGUAUUUUGUUGUGUAUCGUCAUGUCUCCAUUGUAGCUUCUGAAAGUUUUGCUAAACGUUAAAGCCAGCCAAGAAUCUGCUCAUUUGUUGCAACAUUGACAGCUUAACAUGUAAUAAAACUGAAGCAUGACUGUGUAUCUGUUUGUUGAUGAUGAGAGCAGAGUGAAAGAAAUGCACACUGUCGCAUUGUAGCACAAAUCUCAGUGUGGUCUCUUUUGAGUGCAUGCAAAUGAUAAUACAAUAAUCUUCCCAUUUUCUUC